UGAGAGGAGCAGUGAGAGGUGCAGGUGCAGGCCCAAGGAGAGGGCAAGGUAGAGGUGUAAGAAUGCGUGGUGGUGGCAUUCCAAGGGCUGCAAGAACAGUAGUCAGUGAUGAAAUUCGUGCCACUAUCAUUGACCAUGUAAUCAACCACGGUCUCUCACUAAGAGAGGCUGGUGAAAGAGUCCAACCCAAUUUGAGUCGGUCAACGGUUGCCUCCAUUAUUCGCAUCUUUCAACAAACCAACAGGUAAGUAUUGCAUUUUACAUGGUUUGUUUCUAUUCUCAUUUGACAUGUCAAUAAGGUCAUACAGUAAUGCAUAUGUUGAUAUUUUUAUUUUUCUCUACAGAAUGCAACAUCUUCCACCCUCUGGGGGAAGAGGAAAGCUCCUCAAUAAUGAUCAAGAGCUUGCCAUUGUAGAAAUGGUUGUUGCAAAUAAUGUGGAGGACCAUGAGAUAUUUGCCAAUAUAGAAAGCAUCAGCCUCACAACCAUUACGCGGACAUUGUCCAAACACCGAGUGCGGAUGAAGCAGCUCUACACUGUUCCCUUUGAAAGGAACAGUGAGAGAGUCAAGGAGCUACGACGACAAUAUGUCCAGAGAGUUAUGGAAUUGGAAGCCAACCAGGCCCCUCAUGAAUUCAUUUACAUCGAUGAGGCAGGAUUCAAUCUGUCCAAAAGGCGUCGACGUGGACGAAAUAUAAUUGGAAAAAGGGCCAUAGUUGAUGUGCCAGGACAGAGAGGGGCAAACAUUACUAUGUGUGCAGCAAUGGCAAAUAUAGGAUUACUCCUUCACAGAUGCCAGGUUGGACCUUAUAAUACUGAGCGCCUCCUUGCGUUUCUUAAUGAUCUCCACCAGCGCCUGGUACCAGAGCAGGGUCAGGAGGGUGAAAACAUGAGGACCUUUGUAAUUACCUGGGACAAUGUUGCUUUCCAUCAUUCACAAGCAAUAACAGCAUGGUUUGAAGUCCACCCAGUACUGGUGAGUCUCUUCCUUCCACCCUAUUCACCUUUCCUCAACCCCAUAGAGGAGUUCUUUUCUGCAUGGAGGUGGAAGGUUUAUGACCAUCAGCCACAUGACCAGAUGUCCCUACUUGAAGCCAUGGAUGCUGGAUGCAGGGAUAUCACAGUUCAAGAUUGCCAAGGGUGGAUCCGACAUACCAAGCGGUUUUAUCCCAGGUGCAUCGCCUUAGAUGAUAUCAGAUGUGAUGUUGACGAAAACAUGUGGCCUAACCCUGAAGAUCUCAGGGAUUAGAUACAUAAAUUUUGUGCCAUUUUUAGUUCCCCCCCUUUUUAUUUGGGCUUUUUGCUGUUUUUUUUUGGUCAGAAUGCUCUUGUG
Messenger RNA from Esox lucius (northern pike), 1332 nucleotides. RefSeq lists its product as uncharacterized. The record is from RefSeq and is a predicted model, not a curated record. The coding region runs from base 289 to 1248 and encodes 319 amino acids. NCBI's taxonomy places the organism in Eukaryota, Metazoa, Chordata, Actinopteri, Esociformes, Esocidae. Gene Ontology annotation, molecular function: nucleic acid binding. The transcript is spliced from 2 exons.